Messenger RNA from Lytechinus pictus (painted urchin), 3365 nucleotides. Its product is annotated as transmembrane protein 187-like. The record is from RefSeq and is a predicted model, not a curated record. The transcript has 2 exons. Gene Ontology annotation, cellular component: transport vesicle. The coding region runs from base 100 to 930 and encodes 276 amino acids. Lineage: Eukaryota; Metazoa; Echinodermata; Echinoidea; Temnopleuroida; Toxopneustidae.
GUUUUAUAGGCAUGUUAUUAUUGUUCAUUCGGGUCGAGUAUUCGCCCCUUCCGGCCGGCAGCUUGCGUUGCGUGAGUAUAAUCGAGGCAAGCCUUCAACAUGGCACCUUUCACCAAUCCAGUAUUGCAGUCAUUCCUCAGUGUUGCAGUGCCCUUGGCAGUAUUGGUCUUGAUCGUUCACUCUGGGUUAUUCGACAGUAUAAAAGUGGAGAAGGGUUAUGACAAUUAUGCCGAGCCAGCAGAUUCUAAGCUCGGUCCGAUACCCUUCCCCAGCUGCAUUAAAAUGCCAGCAAAUGCCUUGGUGAAUAUUGGAUACAUGCUUGUUGCUAUCUACUGGGGAAUCUAUAUAUUUAUUUCCAAUAACCAACUGACAUCAAUUCAGAAUAUGGAUGCAUAUUUGAUGUAUGUUCUGGUGUGGAUGAUGUUUCUUUACGCUCCUGUCCAAUUUGCAAGGAUCAUUACUCAGAAGCAAGAGUGGGCCAUUCUGGAUCAGUGGGUGACAUUACCUAUAUUUGCAUGGGUGAUGGUGACAUGCAAGACAUUAUUGACUGAUUGGCAACCCAAAUUUGUGGUGCUCACAAUCUUGGCAUCCCUCAUGAGCUACAAUCUUGUGUUUACAAUGGAGCAGGGUUUUGAUAUUGCUCUACUACCCCAUAUUGUGUAUGCUGUCUCUGCCAGUUGGGACCUCUGUUCAAAAUACACACCUCCAGGCUACAGAAGGGACUUUGGUAUGGCUGUAUUGAUGUGCGCUGGCUUUGUAGUCCUGAAAGUGUGUGACUUUCAUCUUGCUCAGUUUUGGAUUUUUCAAGAGCUCACUGGUCAUUUUUGGUCAAAGAUCUGUGAUGCUCUUCAGGCCUACUUUGCUUUGCAAGUGCUCUUCAAAGUUAGUCUUAUCAGGGGGGCAAGAAAUCUAGCUAAAAAGUUGUUUUGAGAAGUAUAUGUUGACUUGUGCCAUAACAAAAUUGAAUAGACAAUUAAAGACAAAGGCAAUAAAUCCAAUAAAUAAUAUACUAUUAAAUAGUAGAUCAUGAUCCAAAAUUAUUCAGAACUAGACCAUCAUUGACAUAUGCCCUUUUAGUAUAUUUUUACUAUAUAAAAAUUAGCCUAGCUGGUUUUUUUUUUAAACUCCAUGUGCCAUGUUUUAAAAAAGGUGUUAGUUAUAGGUGAUUAUCAAAAAGGAUUAUCAAGAUUUAGGCCUUCAUGGGAUAUGAUUUGAAUGUGUGAUUGAUGUUUUUUGUGAGUGUUGUUUAUACAUUUAACAUGUGGGUUCCAUCAUUUGCACAUAGACAUAUAAAGAGAAUUCUAGAAAUAUCUUUGAUAAUGCGUUGACAAAUCAUUUGAAGAUAAUCUCAUCAUUUUUGUAGAUUCUAAAGAUAUUGUGUUAUAUAUAGAAUUGAAAAAAAAAUGUCUUGAAAAUGUAAUUCCCAUUACAUUCCUACAUUCCAAGUCAAUAAUGAAUUACAGAUUUGCAUUCCAUUUAAUCCACCACUUGCCUGAGAAUCUAUCAAAGAAUAAUGUGAUAUUGUGUACAUCAAAAUAAUAGUGUACAUGUAGUUUGGUGACACAGGAUGCAGUUGUCAUUUUGAAGUGAUAUUUAUACUGCAAUGCUCUUGUUGAUCAGUAUUUUCCCUUUAUUAUGAUGCACCUACAACCCCACUGUUCAUUCACUAUUAUAGUUAGUGAAAUGUUAUUUUAAAUUUCCAGUUCAUGAGUUGCAGCUUGCAUGUACGUGUGAUAUGUAGGUAACCCCCCCCCCCAAAAAAAAAAGGGAAAAAAAAGAUAAUAAUACUGUGCACUGCAGUGUGUUAUUGUGACAAUUAAAGUAUAUUAUGAUUAAAUAAUGAUUACUGGAAUUAUAUAGCACCUUUUGCAGAGGAUACAAACCACAUCUAUUACAAUUAUUUAUUAUUACCAUGGAUUUUAGACCAAGCUGCCAGUUCCAGCGAUUGGUGCAUUCAAGGAAUAAAUCCUACCCAUUCACUACACCUUGGUUGAGUGCUGCACAGUGUGGAUCAAUUUAUUGCUAAAGGGAAACCUGACAUAGCUGGGAUUCAAACCCAGGGCUUUAAUGUUUUAAAGGUGAUAAUUUACAAUUACAUAGCUAACAGUGUGGUUUUCAUAAAUUUGAGAUAUACCAUAUUUAACUGAUAUUGUGACUGAGAUAGGAAAUGCUUAUAUUUGAUUUUUCAGUUCCCAUACUCAGACAAAAUAAUUGGUAGGCUUAACAAAAACAUUUUGAGCAUAACAACUUGUCAGUGUUUCUGAACUUCAAUUCUGUGUCCAAAUACAAUUUGAUCCAUCAAGCCACAUAUGAGUGAUCUGAUCAUGCACUUAUGGCUUUUUUUUUUGGGUUAAAAGGUUAAUGUUUAACCAUGUUCAGAGUUAUUUUUUAAAGCAUUUUAGCUGUUUAUGCUCAUUGAAUAUUGAUAUUAGAAUUAUCUCUUUAUAGUUAUACAUAUACAACAAUUGACAGCAUUUUUGGUAGCUUCAUGUUAGUCUUAUUGGAUAAAAAAUAGAAUCUAGAUUGAUUCAGCAAUUCUGAAUUCAAGAAAGCUGAACAUUAAUUUGAGCAGUUUGAACUGACCUUAAAAAAAAUUAUUAUAUAAGUGUAAUGUAGGCCUACUGUAGUUGCAUAAUAUGAAUAUCAUACACUGUAGUUAAAUUUGUACUUCCACAGGAUGAUUUUACUUUAUCCUGGCUGAAUGUGUCUUUCUCUUCUACUUUGAAAGAAGAAUGUAUUAAUUUUAGACAUACAGGUAUUUAUUGUAUGGAUUCAGAUAUAUAUUUUGUACUUUUGUAAUAUUUUAUUAUAAAUUUCAAGAAUUUACAUGUAUAUAUGUAAAUACAAUGUCAAAAAUGUAAAUUGACCUGUAAUUUCAUUAUCUUUACUAUCUUUGCUGUGUAAGUUUUGUUUAUGUAUUUAUUGAAGUAAAGUGAGAAUUGUAGAAGAUAACACAAAUAUGAAAAUAUGAAUUAAGUCACGAUGUCAUUAUUGUAGUGUCAGUCAAAUUAUAUUCUUGCAACCAUCAAUAAUAUCAAUAGAUGGAUAGAGCUAAAUAAGGCCAAAUAAGUACUCCAAAAGGUCAAGCGCCCACAAAGUUCGAUACUUUUUUCUAUAUAUUGCUUGUGCAUAUACAUUGUAUAUGCGUACAUGAAGUACUUUACGCGUGGGUAUGGCUCCGUGUGCUGUUAAUUGUGUACUUGGACUCUUGGAAUACUUUUCCUUUGCCUCAAGGUCGUGUGCGCGGCAGCGCACAACGAGCUCCAUUCAGCUUAUUAAUAUUGAUGCUUGCAACCUACAUGUUUGGAUUACCAGAAAAGGAAGAAAGGAUAGAAACAAACAAUAAACAAAGAACAUUAAUUAAA